Messenger RNA from Bradysia coprophila, 1155 nucleotides. RefSeq lists its product as uncharacterized. NCBI's taxonomy places the organism in Eukaryota, Metazoa, Arthropoda, Insecta, Diptera, Sciaridae. The record is from RefSeq and is a predicted model, not a curated record.
GACACAGCUAGCUCAUUUCUUUAAUAUUUUUGUUUUCGAUAAAUUUUAUAAAUAAACUUAUGGAGAAACAGUUUCCAUGCAUUGAAAACCCAGCAUUAAUGCAGACAGGAACGAUUCAGCAUUUUUUAAGUUUUUACAAAUUAUUUAAAAACAAACAGUAACGAGAAUGGCUUCGCUUUCUCGAUUAAAGUUUAUGCAUUGUAUAUAAGUAUGUCUGUGAUGUCUCACCAAGUCAGGCAGUUUUUGAAAGUGAUAAAAAACGGUUCAGUUGUAUAGUGCGAAAAUGUUGAAAAUUGUGGUUCUAGUUUUGUUGAUACAAAGUGUAGUCAGUUUCGACGAACGUUUGACCGUUGUGAAUGGUUUAGCGGUAGACAUAAAAAACGACCCUAUCAAGUAGCGAUGAAUGUAAAUUAUAUACCGUUUGCUUAUGCUGACUGUCAUGGGUGUGAUAAUUAGUAGAAAUUAUGUCUUAACCGCUGCGGACUGUGUGGACAAAACCGAAUAUACUUACGUUAUUCGUGCUGGUAGUUCGGAUUGUACGUGGUGGGGUUCUAUCUACAACAUCAAAAAAAAAUUCAUUCAUGAUUUGUUCGUACGUAAACCAUCAUUGAAAUACGAUAUAGCCGUCUUGGAGACGGCUACAGAAAUCCAGUUUACUGAUGCCGUACGGUCAAUAAUAAUGGCUGAAAAAGACUUUGAUCCGAGUGAUGUUUUCGUGGAAAUCAGCGGCUAUGGAAGAAUUUGUGCAGAUAAUCAAUGUCCGAACAGCGACAAGCUGAUGAAAGUGGAGAUGGAAGUAAUCACUCGUGACGAAUGCCUAAACUAUUUUCCAAAAAUUUUAUCUAACGAACUGUGUCAUAUCGACAGUAGCCACCAUUCUGCAAUGUGUCAGGGAGAUUCGGGAGGACCCGUCACCCUCGCUAGGAGUACCGAGGAAUUAUUGGUGGGAGUACUCAGUUAUGUCUAUAAAUGUAUGCAAAAUGAUACCAGCGUAUCGUCAUCCAUUCCAGAAUUCAGAGACUGGAUUAAAAAUUAUACCAAAAUAUAAAUACCUUUCUCACACAUUUAUUUAAUUUGAAUUCAGCAAAACAACCAUGAAAACAACAUCAAACACAAUUUAAUUUAAUAUUUUAUUUUUCAAUAAAAUUUAGUUUG